This is a messenger RNA of Hevea brasiliensis (rubber tree), 1007 nucleotides long. Its product is annotated as pre-rRNA-processing protein ESF2. The record is from RefSeq and is a predicted model, not a curated record. Gene Ontology annotation, molecular function: RNA binding. Gene Ontology annotation, biological process: endonucleolytic cleavage in ITS1 to separate SSU-rRNA from 5.8S rRNA and LSU-rRNA from tricistronic rRNA transcript (SSU-rRNA, 5.8S rRNA, LSU-rRNA); endonucleolytic cleavage to generate mature 5'-end of SSU-rRNA from (SSU-rRNA, 5.8S rRNA, LSU-rRNA); small-subunit processome assembly. Gene Ontology annotation, cellular component: nucleolus. Lineage: Eukaryota; Viridiplantae; Streptophyta; Magnoliopsida; Malpighiales; Euphorbiaceae.
GGAGCACCGAUGCAGUGCUAAGACGAUACAGCCCGGUGCAACUAAAAGCUUGCUUUGAGUCCCGCCACCGAAGCCGGAACGAAACCUAGACCGCUUCACUUGCCUCUCAAUCAUCGUCGGCCGCCAGUGCAGAAUGGCUAAUGAAGAAUAUAAGGUUAAUGGGUCGAGUUCUCAGAAUGAAGGGUGUCCAAAGUCCAGUGCAGAAAGGGCUACAAGUAGGAAGAAUAAAAAGAAAAAGCAAUCGCAGGAAAGUGUAAAAACGGAGCAUGAACAGGAGAUCAAUGAACACAGCCCUCCAGCUGGAGGGAAUUUACAAGCUGGUGAUAUGAGGGUGGAAAGUGGGAAAAAUAAAAUAAAGAAGAAAUUGUUGGAGGAAGCUUCUUUAAGCAAGGAAGGUAGUAAAAAAUCUAAUGGUGAGAGGAAAAAGAAAGUAAAGGAAACAAAAAGGCAAUUAUUACGUAAAGUUGAGGAUGAAGAGGAAGAUGUUAAUACAGUGGGUUUUCCACAGGAGGUGAAUCCAGCAGCUGAAGGUGGAAAAAUUGAAACUGCAAAAGGCAAGGAAGAAGAAGAGGAUCCAAAAUCCAAUGUUGAAAUGGUCAAUAGGCUUAAAAAGAAGAAGAAGAAGAAUAAUAAAGAGCAGUUACUAAAGGAUGCUGCUAAGGCUGACAAGCGUGGUGUUUGCUACUUAAGUCGAAUCCCUCCCCACAUGGAUCAUGUAAAGCUUCGUCAUAUUCUUUCCCAAUAUGGAGAAAUACAGAGGAUCUACCUUGCACCUGAAGAUCUCGCUGCUCGAGUAAAUCGCAAAAGAGCUGGUGGAUUUCGAGGUCAAGAAUUCUCUGAAGGGUGGGUUGAAUUUACCAAUAAGAGCAUUGCAAAAAGGGUUGCGAAUAUGUUAAAUGGUGAACAAAUAGGUUGGUAAUUAAUUGCAAUGAUUUUUUUCCUAUAAAAUUUUGCAUGUAAUUUAUAAAUAAGCUCCUUGGUGUUCUUAUUUGUGUAUAUUUUGGACA